AUGGGAGGCUUUGAGGGUCAUCUGUAUCCUGGGCUGUCUCUCUUCUUCUAUGGACUUUAUCACGCACAACUUGUCUCCAGGGCCUUGAUCUGCAACGCUCCUGUCCAGUAUCUACCACGCCACCCCUGGAACAAAGGAAGAUGGGCAAGGCUACGGCAGAUACACCACGUCGGGUUGCUGAAGAUACUGAGCGCCUGCAUUUUAGUCGCCCAAGAGUUCCAUAGUGUUCCCAGACAACUGGUGCUUAUCAGCAAGAUGUACCACCAGAGGAACUUCAUGUACCGCAAACAGUGGCAGCAUCUCACUAUCUAUGCGACCUACUUCCUAAGUGGAUGUGUAGACGUGGUCAGUCAGAACCUGCUGCCCCAGAGGUGUGCUGCCCUGGAGCAAGCUGCCCAAGCCCUGGGUAUGUUUGUCUUGCUUCCCCUGAUGGUAUCGCACAUGCAGGACACGGAAGGCGUGGAGCUGCUGUCCCAUGUGCUGCUCACCCAGGCCAUGUUCCUGCUGGCGCUGGUGGUGACCGCAGAGCUGUGGGCUCCUGAUGAGCCGCUGAUCUGGACGAUGAAGGCCUUUUUGUACAUGGUCUCAGGCUCUUGGCUGAUGCAGAUAGGCUUCAUGCUGUACAGACCCAUCUCUGGCUACAAGUGGAUGGAUGAUGAUCAAAAUGACGUUGUGUUUGUCGCCACCUUCUUCUGCUGGCAUGUGGUCUUCAGUGCCAUUCUGAUGAUCUGGAUCUAUGGCUUCUCCUUUUUGUGGUACUGCUACAUUUUUGUGAAUGCCUGA
Molecule: messenger RNA, 783 nt
Organism: Carlito syrichta (Philippine tarsier)
Lineage: Eukaryota; Metazoa; Chordata; Mammalia; Primates; Tarsiidae
Product: transmembrane epididymal protein 1-like
Exons: 1
Coding region: 1-783 (260 amino acids)
Source: RefSeq, a predicted model, not a curated record